Arthroderma uncinatum is the source of this 1650-nucleotide messenger RNA. RefSeq names its product Delta(24(24(1)))-sterol reductase. Gene Ontology annotation, cellular component: endoplasmic reticulum membrane. The record is from RefSeq and is a predicted model, not a curated record. The coding region runs from base 1 to 1650 and encodes 549 amino acids. The transcript has 5 exons. NCBI's taxonomy places the organism in Eukaryota, Fungi, Ascomycota, Eurotiomycetes, Onygenales, Arthrodermataceae. Gene Ontology annotation, molecular function: Delta24(24-1) sterol reductase activity. Gene Ontology annotation, biological process: ergosterol biosynthetic process.
AUGACCGUUACACGAUCGCAGACGGGCAAGACCCCUAAAAAGACGCAAAAGGACGUAUACCUCGAGACGCCCUCGCGACGCAUCACCAGGAGCCGAUCGUCUGCGACCCCGGAGUUGAGCGCGGAAGAUUCUGACCUCGCUGAACCGCUGGAGAAAGAGAAUAUGUCGAGCACUCGCAAACGCACUGCCGCGAAGAAGGCGAACGGAGCUGCCUCUGAGCCUACGGUGGAGGUUGAAAUAAAUGUUCCUGCUGCUUUGAAUGGCGUCAAUGGGAGGAAGGCCGCGAAGGAAGAGGGAGAAGAGAAGCAGGCCCAGGAGGACCACAAAGUCACCGACCACAUCGAAUUUGGCGGAACUCCAGGCGUGAUUGCGAUGAUGAUAGGAUUCCCUUGCCUGAUGUACUACAUGUGGAUUGGAGCGACCUACUACGAUGGAGCGUUCCCGACUGCAUCGAAGGGACAGUCUACCAGCGACUUUCUCCUACACCUCGUCAACCUGGUAUACACCGGCGCAUUCCCGUCCCUCAAGGCGUGGGCCAUCUACUGGGGAUUCUUCAUCUUCGAAGGUCUCGCGUAUAUGUAUCUGCCCGGAAUCACCGUCAAGGGUCGACCGUUGGACCAUCUUGGAGGGAAACAAUUGACUUACUACUGCUCUGCCGUCUCGUCGUUCUACACUACCAUCGUCCUCGCGGUCAUCCUUCACGUUACUGGAGUGUUCAAGCUGUAUACUAUCAUGGAUGAGUUUGGUCCCAUCAUGAGCGUAGCCAUCAUCACCGGCUUCGUUAUUUCUUUCAUCGCAUACUUCUCUGCCAUUGCGCGUGGUGCCCAGCAUCGUGUGACCGGCUACCCAGUAUACGAUUUCUUCAUGGGCGCGGAAUUGAACCCGAGAUUGUUUGGAAUCCUCGACUUCAAGAUGUUCUUCGAAGUUCGACUUCCAUGGUACAUCCUUCUCCUUGUCUCCAUGGGCGCCGCGGCCAGACAGUACGAGCUUUAUGGAUAUGUUUCUGGAGAAGUUGGAUUUGUUCUUAUGGCACACUUUUUGUAUGCCAAUGCUUGUUCAAAGGGAGAGGAAUUAAUUAUCCCAACCUGGGAUAUCUAUUAUGAAAAAUGGGGCUUCAUGCUCAUUUUCUGGAACUUGGCUGGUGUCCCGCUCAGCUACUGCCAUUGCACCGUCUUCUUGGCCAACCGUCACCCUUCGACGUAUGCUUGGAACAAAUACGCCCUUGCUUUCCUUUACGUUGCCUAUCUCUUUGUCUACUGGAUCUGGGAUACCACCAACAGCCAGAAGAACAGAUUCCGCCAGCAAUCGCGUGGUGACGCUGUGAUCAGAAAGACAUUUCCACAGCUCCCAUGGCAGACUGUCAAGAACCCAAAGACAAUCACUUCUAAGAAGGGAGAUACUAUCCUUGCUGACGGCUGGUACGGAUACGCUCGUAAAAUCCACUACACUUGUGAUCUCUACUUUGCUAUUAACUGGGGCUUGAUUACUGGAUUUGCCAGCCCCUUCCCCUGGUUCUAUCCAGUCUUCUUCGCCGCCAUGAUCACCCACCGUGCAACUCGCGAUAUCCAACGAUGCCGUGCCAAGUACGGAGAGGCAUGGACUGAGUACGAGAAACAGGUCCCUUACCUUUUCAUCCCCUAUGUGAUCUAG